AUGGCAUACAUCAGCUCAUGCUUGAUUCUGAGCUUGUGCCUGAUGUUCCCAUCUCUGAGCCAAGGCUAGGAGGCACAAACAGAGCUGCCUUCUGUCCAGAUCAGCUGCCCAGAAAGCACCAAUGCCUAUGGCUCCUACUGCCACUACUUUAAUGAAGACCUUGAGACCUGGGUUGAUGCAGAAGUCUCUUGCCAGAACAUGCACGGGGGCCACCUGGUGUCUGUGCUCCACCAGGCUGAGGGCACCUUCUUGGCCUCCUUGAUUAAGGAGAGCAGCACUGAUGACUUCAAUGUCUGGGUUGGCCUCCAUGAGCCCCAAAAGAACCACCGCUGGCACUGGAGCAGUGGAUCCAUGGUCUCAUACAAAGCCUGGGCAAGUGGAUCCCCAAGCGGUGUCACUGGCUACUGUGUGAACCUGACUUCAAACUCAGGAUUCCAGAAAUGGAAGGACAAGUGUUGUGAGGCAAAGUUCUCCUUUGUCUGCAAGCUCAAAACUAGACACUGCUGGAAAGUGAAUGACGAACUCUCCCAGUGA
Trichechus manatus latirostris (Florida manatee) is the source of this 534-nucleotide messenger RNA. RefSeq names its product lithostathine-1-alpha-like. Gene Ontology annotation, molecular function: peptidoglycan binding; signaling receptor activity; oligosaccharide binding. Gene Ontology annotation, biological process: antimicrobial humoral immune response mediated by antimicrobial peptide; positive regulation of cell population proliferation; venom-mediated disruption of cell wall in another organism. NCBI's taxonomy places the organism in Eukaryota, Metazoa, Chordata, Mammalia, Sirenia, Trichechidae. The record is from RefSeq and is a predicted model, not a curated record.